UUUGGUCAUCCUUAAAUGCGGAGGACUAAACUGCACGUCACACAUAAGUACAAGGAGCAAUAUGCUAACAUCCCUUAUUUAAUCAGCAUUAUUAUCCUCUUCUUCUUCUUCCCUGAGGGCAAACCGGACACAAGAGCGCCAUUAUUGCCGAACAAGGUACAAAAUCAUAUAACUAUGGCAAGUUUAAUGAUGGGUCCGCCAUUGGCGUCAUUCUCCAAAACAAGCAAAACUGCGCAUAAAACUUCAAAUUCUACCAACGGUCGAAUCAAAUGUGUGCAGAGACCAUUGGAGGAGAUAUACAACAUAAGGGUGGAAAAGAGCGUGUCCAAACAGCGGUUGACCGAGCUCGGGGUGUCAAAGUGGUCAACGUGGAAGACGGGAAAGUGCAAUGUGCCAUGGGAUUGGCAUGUUGACCAACUGGUUUACAUUGAAGAAGGCGAGGUUAGGGUUGUGCCUGAAGGCAGUGAACGAUACAUGAGUUUUGUGGCUGGUGAUUUGGUACGAUAUCCUAAAUGGUUCGAGGCGGACCUUUGGUUUAAUGGCUAUUAUCAAGAACGAUAUAGUUUUCGUGCGUAUGGUGAUGAUUAGGUUAUGUUUGUUGUAUGUUUUGUUGGUUAGACACGCGUAACGUCACUCCCUCUGUUUGGGUUGUUGAAUUUGUUGUACUGUGUUUGUUGACUAGCUUCUAUGCCAGGUUAGUAUGAAAUGUCAUGGUUUUCUUGCUCA
Molecule: messenger RNA, 726 nt
Organism: Helianthus annuus (common sunflower)
Lineage: Eukaryota; Viridiplantae; Streptophyta; Magnoliopsida; Asterales; Asteraceae
Exons: 2
Coding region: 16-588 (190 amino acids)
Source: RefSeq, a predicted model, not a curated record